AUGAAGAUGAUGUUAUCACUGAUCUUUGUGUUUAUUAACAUAAUUCCCUCAAACGCAAAGUAUCUAAACCUUGAUUUAGAUUUGAAAAGAGCAAAGUACAAAAACAUAAAUGUGACUCAGAGUGGAAACGUGAUGAGCAGAAAAAUGACAUUAACCUAUGAGGCAGCGGAUGGCCAUUUAAUAACCAGUGUUUCUUGUGAUGAUGAUAUUUUUUAUGAAGAUAAAACCCCAGGAGAUACAACAAGAAGAGUUGUAACUGCCGAGAUUAGGGAAUGUUUUGUGUUGGUAAAAAUAGAAUCUGAAUAUCUGGGUUAUAAAGAAAGAAAAUACUAUUUAAAGAAUGAAGUGCCCUUAGAAAUAAAAGAAUGCGAGUUUAAUAAGCUUUUAUAUGAUGAUGAUGAAAGGUUAAUGAACUGA
Theileria parva strain Muguga is the source of this 417-nucleotide messenger RNA. RefSeq lists its product as uncharacterized. The record is from RefSeq and is a predicted model, not a curated record. NCBI's taxonomy places the organism in Eukaryota, Apicomplexa, Aconoidasida, Piroplasmida, Theileriidae. The coding region runs from base 1 to 417 and encodes 138 amino acids. The transcript has a single exon.